Molecule: messenger RNA, 921 nt
Organism: Wallemia ichthyophaga EXF-994
Lineage: Eukaryota; Fungi; Basidiomycota; Wallemiomycetes; Wallemiales; Wallemiaceae
Exons: 1
Coding region: 1-921 (306 amino acids)
Source: RefSeq, a predicted model, not a curated record
AUGUUCAAGAAGCUACUCCUGUUCUCUGCUGCUUUGACAAGCACAAUCGUCAAUGCAACCACCUAUGCAACCUUCUACUCAGACCCCUCAUGUACCGAGAAUGCCUCUGUAGACUUUAGCGUAAACAACCCGGGCUGUUUCAGCGCUGGCAGCAACGAAUACGUCAAGUAUCACGGCACCAACGUCCAAUGCUUCUCGCUUGUCAAAUCACCAGACGCAAGCUCUCCAUGCCAAUUCGAUUGUAUAACAGGAUUGUCCAACUCUAAUGCUCCAGUUCCAGACUGCGCUGGUCUCAUUAUUCCUGAGGGCAAUUGCUACUACGUUGGACAACAUGAGUCACUCCGUUUCAUUGGAGGCAAAUGCCCAUCGAACGAUUGCCCAGACAGAUCAAGCAGAUCAAUUCCAACACUCGAAGACUACGAGGAUGAACAUUAUCAGGAGGAUAAAUACUAUGAUGAUUCCAACUCAGAGCAAGAGCAAGAACAAGAGCAAGUAUCGGAGCAAGUCAGCGAAGAUGGCGAUAUACUGGAACAAACUGUUGACAACGUCGCCGAUGGUCUCACUGAUGCUGUUGACAGCCCCACUUCACCUGCACUCGACAGACGAGACUAUGGUGUACCAGGCGUCGGAUACUACCGCAUGUGUAAAGACAAGUAUUGCACCUUGGACUGCUCAAUCAACUUCAGAACUACCGACCCAGGCUGUAUCAACGGUGGUGACUUCAAAUCUCUGCAACUACCUGGUGGUCUUGGCAGCACAAGCACUUUGCAGCUAGUUGGUACCCCUCACCCAGGCUGCGUAUGUCAAGAUGCUUGUUGGAAUGUGCAGGGCCCUUCAUGUAUGGAGUUGCCUGAUGACAUGAAAAACAAAGGUUCAUACCGUAUGAUCCAGCAAGGCUCAUGUGACAGCAACAACUGCUAA